AUGGGACUUGGUGCAAAUUCAGUUUUAACAGGUGUGUCCGCUAUGAUCACAAUCACAAUAGGGUCAUCUACAAGAGAAAGUGGAUCAACAGCGGAAUCAACAUCAUUCCAAACAGAUUCUACUCCAUCUUCACCAUCGUCUACAACAAUCGGACAGACAACAGCAGAAUUCACUUCAUCUACAACAGAAACAUCUCCAUCCAGUGCAGAGCAAGCAACAAGCCAGCAGACACAAACCACUCAAUAUACUUCUGCCACUGAAACAGAAUCUACAACAACAGAUCCAUCAACAUUUACAACAGCUGUAUCCCCUUUGAGCACAACCACAACAGAAUCAUUAACAAGUGAAAGUGGUUCAACACUGGGAAAAACAUCAUUCCCAACAGAUUCUACUCCAUCUUCACCAUCGUCUACAACAGAAGGACAGACAACAUCAGAAUUCACUUCAUCUACAACAGAGAAAUCUUCAUCUAGUGUAGAACAAGCAACAAGCCAGCAGACACAAACCAUUCAGUUAAGUACUACCACAGAAAAAGAAUCUACAGAGACAAGUCAAUCAACAUUUACAACCACUGUAUCCCCUAUAAGCACGAACACAUUAGAAUCGUCAAAAACUGAAAGUGGUUCAACCGUGGAAACAACAUUAUCCACAUCAGAUACUUCUCCAUCUUCACCAUUGUCUACAACAGAAGGACAGACAACGUCAGAAUUUACUUCAUCUACAGCAAUAUCUUCAUCUAGUGUAGAACAAACAACAAGCCCGCUGACACAAACCACUCAAUAUACUUUGACCACUGGAACUGAUUCUACAACAUUAGCUCCAACAACAUUUACAACAACUUUGUCCCCUCUGAGCACAACCACUGCUGAACAAACAAGUCAGCAGACACAAACCACUAUUUCAAUUUCAAGCACAGAAAUACAUUCAACACAGUCAAUUCAUUCGACAUUUCUACCACUGGAAACCAUUGGAUCAAGUUCUCCAGGCUCACCUGCCUCACUCACUACAACUUCCCCCAUUUUUGUAAAUGACUCAGUUACUUGGUCUGAAAGCACACCCACAAGGAAUGCAAGUAUCUCUCUCGAAAUUAUGAUGCACUAUCUUACGCAGUAUGAAGAUGUGAACUCUCCAGAAUCAAAAAAACUAAUUUCCAUCUUAAAACGUGAGCUUUCAAUCCUUUGUAAAAGAGCAGAUGCACAAAAUUUCAAGGAUGUGCAAAUACAUAGGCUAAGGAACGGAAGUGUCAUUGCUGAAAGUAUUGCAGUGUACAACUAUCCCAACAACAACUCACAAAUAAUGUUUCUAAAUAACGAUUUGGGACCCACCCUGGAAAAAAUCUUUAAUGACUCAGAUUCAUUAAAAAAUCUCAGCAUAGCUCUCGAUAAUGCUUCCAUCCAAAAUGCAGAAAUUACCAUGGGGACAGUUGAAAUAUCUUUGUUGCGUGUAGAUAUUUCAGAUCUACAUCCAUUUGUGCAAUGCACCGUGAAUUUUGCAAACUUUACAGUAGAGAUUGAAGAUGGAGCAUGGGUAUGUGUGGGAUCAUGCAAAAAAGAUCCCAACUUCUGCAAUCAACAAGGUGAAUGCCAAAAUGAAAUAAAUGGACCACAGUGCAACUGUUACAGUUCUUACUUUGAGAAGUACUAUGGAGCUCAGUGUGAGCUUUACAGCAGAGGAGCCGGUUUCUACGCUGUUCUCUUCGGCUGUUUAGUAGCUUUCGCUCUACUUAUCAUCGUUUCAGCUGUGAUGAUUGUGGUGCUCUACAGAGCCAAGAGCAGAACAUCAAGCAAAAAAAGGCUAUCAUUAUUUGACGACGCCUUCUUUGAUUUUACAUCAAGAGGAUCCAUAGACAGAGGUUAUGGGCAUCAAAACUUUUCAGCCAGAGAAGAUUCAGAAUCUGGGUCUUUCAGGUCAUCCCAUGAAAAUACACCUAUACAAUAAAGACCACAGCAACUGAAGUGGUGGGUGACCGAUGAACAGAGAUGACAGAUAUUAUUUUAAAAUAUUUUUAAAAGACGUCAGACACUAUAAUCACAGGAAGCCAACAUAAUACACUCUAAAAAUU
Molecule: messenger RNA, 2062 nt
Organism: Sinocyclocheilus grahami
Lineage: Eukaryota; Metazoa; Chordata; Actinopteri; Cypriniformes; Cyprinidae
Product: cell wall protein DAN4
Exons: 12
Coding region: 1-1938 (645 amino acids)
Source: RefSeq, a predicted model, not a curated record